Messenger RNA from Ostreobium quekettii, 1482 nucleotides. NCBI's taxonomy places the organism in Eukaryota, Viridiplantae, Chlorophyta, Ulvophyceae, Bryopsidales, Ostreobiaceae. The record is from the annotation of a GenBank genome assembly.
AUGCUGUCGGGCCUGUUGCGGAGAUGCGGCGGGCGCCCCGGGGGCCGGGACUGGAGCCGGUGCUGGCGGCGGGGCCUGGUGGCCGGCCAGCCGAUCCACGACACGCACCCGGAGGUGCUGGCGGUUGGGGAACUCGCGCCUGGUCUCGGGGCCUGGGAGUUCGCCCAGCGGAGGAGGAGGCUGGCGGCGAAGAUGCCGCCGCGGUCGGUCGCCGUGCUCUCUUCCACCGGCGAAAGCGCGAUGGUUGGCCUCAAGUCACCGUCUAGACAGGACUCAAACUUUCUAUAUUUGACGGGUGUCACACAGCGAGCGGUUGCUGUCAUAAAGCAGCUGGGGUCUGCAAGCAAAGAUCCUGGAGACCACUUCUUUGCAUUGUUUGUGCCAGCUCCAAGUGAGAGGGACUGUUGGGAUGGGAAACGAAUGGACCACCGUGCCGCAGUCGAGUGUUUUGGCGCUCAUGAAGCCUUUCCAAUGGCCAUGCUCAGCCACAAGCUGCCCCAGCUUGUGCGCGAUGCCUCGGCUGUGCUGUUUGAUCUGGACAGGGAGCCAGAGUCACGUGACCUGGUAGCGGAGGUGAAGGCCAUGCUGGUAGCCAGGGCCCUGGGCCAGGUGGAACCCCUGGGGCCCUAUGUGCAUGCCCUGCGUUGGCGCAAGUCCCCUGCUGAGAUACAGCUAUUGGGCAGGUCAGCCAGCCUUGCGGCAAGCGCCUUACGGCGCUGCAUGGAGAUCUCCCGCCCGGGGGUGGCGGAAGCGACCCUUGCAGCCACAUUUGAGUAUCUGUGCAAAGUUGGGGGUGCACAGAAUUUGGCAUACCCUGCGAUUGCCGCUAGUGGACCCGACUGUUGUGCCAUUCAUUAUUCAAGGAAUGACAAGACUGUAAGGGAGAGGGAUUUAAUUCUCAUGGAUGCGGGGUGUGAACUGUUUGGCUACGCCAGCGGUGUCACGCGCACCUGGCCUGCCACUGGACGCUUCUCAGGCCCCCAGCGUGAUUUGUAUGAGGUUGUGCGGGCAGUGCAUCGCUGUUGCCUGUUGGCCUGCCAGCCAGGGAUGUCCUUGAUGCAGAUGCACCACAUGUCAGUCCAAACACUGUGUGAGGGCUUGCACAGCCUGGGAAUUGGCUCUGCAUCAGUCAGCACGUUGAUGAAGGGAGCAUACAAGAAGUUCUACCCACACAUGAUUGGGCACUACCUGGGCAUUGACGUCCACGACACGACGCACGUGCCUUGGGAGUCGCCCCUGGAGCCAGGUGUGGUCCUGGGCCUGCAGCCGGGGCUCUACAUUCCUGACGAAGACGGCUUUGGCGCAUUUCGGGGCCUUGGGGUGCGAAUCGAGGACGGCGUCGUCGUCACGGAACAGGGCCCUAGGGUCCUGUCUGGUGGGGCGCCCAUCGAAGCCGAGCACAUUGAGGCCGUUGUGGGGUGGGACGUGGCCUGUGACGGCGAUGAAGACGACUUCGAAGAGCUGGCAAUCUGUGGGUCUUAG